Molecule: messenger RNA, 1223 nt
Organism: Aspergillus japonicus CBS 114.51
Lineage: Eukaryota; Fungi; Ascomycota; Eurotiomycetes; Eurotiales; Aspergillaceae
Exons: 1
Coding region: 256-942 (228 amino acids)
Source: RefSeq, a predicted model, not a curated record
CUUCAAGGCUGUGAAAUCCAGCCGUGUCCCAAUCAACGGUCUCAAUAGCAUAUUUGAAAUGCACAGCCCGGACCCUGAGCAUCCACACCUUGUCAGACCAACUUUGGGAGACCCUGAGAUGCUUUCCAUUAUUGGCGCGUGGUGGAAACUUACGCCCAAAGCAUCUGACGCGCACCAAGUAUAAAGAUCCUGGGCUCCGGUUGCCCUCUUGAAAUGCAAUCCUUCGCACUAUGAGUUUCCCAGUAUCACCGCACUAUGGCUUCUUAUGCACCUUCAUUCCACUCCGAUGCGUCCACCGAGUUUGACCCUGGCUUGGUGGAUGCUAAGCUACCAAAUGAUGAUACUAUCAUCCGUCGCUACAAGAUCUCCAACACAGCAUGGCGGCAUCAUUACAACGUAAAACUUGGAGACGAUCAACAGCUCUACAGGGUUCGCGUGUCCGAGUUUCGACCAAAGAAGCCGGACCUCACUUUCCAUGCUGGGAUGGAUGACUCCGGUCCGGUCGUGGCAGUCGCCAAGUUCCAACAUUUCUCACGAGGUAUUCACAUUGGCUUAGGAGAUCCUCAAGCUCCGAGUGAGAUGGUGUGGGAGGAUCUUACCGGCCGAAGCAAAAGCCACAGCAAAUAUCGCUGGGAGAUGGAAGUCCAUACGGCCAGUGGGCCACGGAGGCAAUCUUUCCUGUGGAAACGGACACACCAUGUCGGCCUCGAGGGUCACACUUGGACUAGGCUCAGCAAUCGCAAUUACAAGCUAGUUGACGAACAGAGCGGCAACAUUCUGGCGAUGUUCAUGAGCAAUGUGGCUUCAUACAAAGAAAGUGGCAUGCUCCAGCUCUAUGUGGAUUAUGGCCAACAGUUCGAUCUCAUGGUCCUUGCGACAGUCCUUUCCUUGUAUGAGAAAGCGAGACGACGUCGACAGAACAGCACUACCACUGGAGCAUGAGUUGAGUGGAGGUGGAGGUGGUCGGCCCCCGUUGGAGGGUGAAAGGGGUCAUCUUAGGUUAUCUCUUUAAAAACACUGGUCUGAGAUUCUGGGAUCAUUUUCAAGCUUCUUCACAUUAGGGAAAUCGCCACCAUCUCAUUUUGGUAUGCAUGAACUUGUAGUAGAGAAACUGUAGCUCGUUGGGAAAUUGAUUGGACUGUUAACUGGUAAACUUGCGGUUGAUGACAUAAUGUGGUACAGAAUGGCUUCUCCAGCGGGGCUUGACAAGAAAUACUUUCCCG